AUGGCAUCCACUGCAAACACAGUAUAUGUCGUGACAGGUGCAAACAGAGGCCUCGGCCUUGGACUGACCAAACGCCUACUAGAACGCCCUGCCACCACCGUCGUGGCCUCGGUGCGCACCCACGACGCCGCCACAAGCCUUAGAUCAGACGUUGAAGAUGUUUCAGUGGGCGAAAAUAGUGACCUCCACAUCAUCGAACUGGAUUUUUCAACUGCGAUACCCCCCGAAAAGAUUGCACAGACCUUCGCCGCAACAGUCAGUACAGUGAUGCACAUCGAUGUGCUUAUCUGCAACGCUGGAUUUGUGACGCCCAUGACUCCCGCCCUAGUCACUUCGGCGGAAGACCUCCGUAAAUCCUUUGAAGUCAACACCAUCGCCCCGCUCCUUGUGUUCCAGGCCUUCUGGCCACUUCUGCAGAGAUCGGCUUCUGCGCCCAAGGUCGUCGUCAUAUCUUCCUCCGUCGGUUCGAUUGCUGACCAAGAGCCUGUUCCCGGUGGAGCAUAUGGUCCAAGUAAAGCGGCCUCCAACUGGCUCACCAAGGCUCUUCAUGUUGAAAAUGAGGCAGAUGGAUUGGUUGCGUUUGCUCUGCAUCCUGGCUGGGUGCAGACGCGCGCGGGCGAUUUUGCUGCGAAGGAGUGGGGAUAUCCCGGUAGCCCGCCGAUAACUGUUGAGGAUAGUGUCAAGGGAAUGCUUGGUGUUAUUGACAAUGCUACAAGGGAAAAUGUGUCGGGAAAGUUCAUGUCGCUAACGGGAGAUAUUUUAUCGUGGUAG
Molecule: messenger RNA, 771 nt
Organism: Penicillium hordei
Lineage: Eukaryota; Fungi; Ascomycota; Eurotiomycetes; Eurotiales; Aspergillaceae
Product: SDR family oxidoreductase
Exons: 1
Coding region: 1-771 (256 amino acids)
Source: RefSeq, a predicted model, not a curated record